Molecule: messenger RNA, 1374 nt
Organism: Fopius arisanus
Lineage: Eukaryota; Metazoa; Arthropoda; Insecta; Hymenoptera; Braconidae
Product: lysosomal aspartic protease-like
Exons: 9
Coding region: 112-1284 (390 amino acids)
Biological process (GO): proteolysis; cell death
Cellular component (GO): lysosome
Molecular function (GO): aspartic-type endopeptidase activity
Source: RefSeq, a predicted model, not a curated record
AAAAAAAAAUCAGUGUCUCGUGGCAUUUGCCGGAGGGUCAACGCGGAAUAAUCGCUGGUCGAAAUUCACCGGUCUUUAUCUUGAAAAGUUCCGAAUAACAAAAAAAUCAGGAUGAUUUUCCUCACUCGGUAUUUUUGGGCGAUCCUAGUGAUCUGGGGAUCAUUUUCGACGAAUUCAGGAUUCGUAAUUGACAUAUACCGAGAUGAUAGCAGUCGCUCUGGGAACGAGUUAAUCGAUUAUUCGAGUGCCAGAAAAGAUACAUGGGAUUACGAAGUUGUGACUCUGUACAAAUUCUUGAAUGCGGAAUAUUAUGGAAUAAUUCGUAUCGGACGUCCUGCGCAAGAAUUCAAAGUGGUAUUUGAUACAGCCUGGGGUGACUCAUGGGUGCCAUCUCAACAUUGUGGAUUCACAGAAUUGUCAUGCAUGCUUCAUAAGCGAUACGACAGCUCAAAAUCCUCGACGUACAGAGAAAAUGGUACACUAUUCUCUCGAAAAGAUUCAGAAUUGGAACUCAGUGGAUUUCUUUCUGUGGACAAUUUUCACUUGGAGCAUUUGGAAGUGGUCAACCAGACAUUUAUCGAAAUGACCCACAUGUCGUGGAAGCCAUUCUCCUUCUGGAAAGCUGAUGGGAUCAUUGGCUUGGGCUGGAAGACUUUAGCCAUCGAUGGAACAGUUCCAUUUUUCUACAAUAUGAUCAAACAGAAGAUUGCGAAGCAAAAUAUAUUCACAUUCUAUAUGAAUCGAGAUGAAACAACGAAUAAAGCGGGGAAACUGAUUCUGGGGAAUACUGAGAGAUCUCAUGCCAAAGGCAAUCUGACGUACGUGAGGGUUGUAAAGAAGGGCUAUUGGACGAUUGUAAUGGACAGGUUGACAAUCGAGGGGAAAAAAACUAACAAAACAUAUGCUUUCUGCAAGAAUAAUUGCCAAGUUGUGAUGGACACGAGUGCUAAUACUAUCAGUGGACCUGCCAAUGAAAUUCAGGCCAUAAAUAAUUUAUUGGGGGCAAAACAAGUGUGGCCUUAUUGGCCUUAUAAAUACAUGGUACAUUGCCGUGAAUACGCAUUGUUACCUCAUGUUACCUUCGUCUUCAAUGAUAGAGAAUUCACGAUAGAAUCGAAAUAUUACAUUCAACACGUGGUGUACGACGGAGUCGAAGCAUGUCUCUCUCCAUUUGUGCCAAGUCCCCUCGAUAUUUGGGAAUUAGGAGGUGCAUUCCUGAUGCAAUUUUACACAGAAUUUGAUUUCGAUAACGAGCGCAUUGGAAUUGCAGAAACAGUGUUCUAAAUAACCAAGACAGCAUUUUCAUAUAAUUCAAAACUCACCAAUUGUUAUUUUUCUAUGAAUGAAAUAAAAGUUCACUUAAACAAUUAAAAA